UGCAGCUGACCUCUGAGCAGAUUGGACUCUGGACAUGCAGUUUCAGUCUGACUGGAUUUGCUCACAAACUCAGGAUCUUUUUGUUGUUUCACACAUGAUGCAGGUUUCCACGUCUCUUCCUCUUCUUCUUCUUUCCCUCACCCUCCUGCUCCUUCAUCCCGUCUCCCUGGUACAUGGUGGCCAUGUUCUGGCAUUUCCGGGAGAGUUCAGCCAUUGGUUGAACAUGCGGAACAUCAUAGAGGAGCUGGUGAAGAGGAAUCAUUCGGUCACCAUCUUAGUGCCCGAUGCAUCGCCGUCUGUCAACUACAACAACAGCCGUGACACCGCCAAGUUCAACUUCCUGGUCUUCAAGGUGUCGUACAGCCGGCAGGAGUAUCUGGACCUUAUGCAGGAAUUGAUGCGUUUCUCCAUGUAUGAGGCGCACUUGUCUUCACCACUGCAGAAGUUCCUAAAGACAGCUUCCUGGAUACUGCACUUCCUGGACUUCGGGAGGCAGCAGUGUGACGGAAUGCUGAGGAACAAGCAGCUGAUGGCGACUCUGCGCCACACCAGCUUUGACGUCAUCUUGCAGGACUCGAUGGCAAUGUGUGGUGACCUGGUGGCAGACUUGCUCAGUGUGCCACUCAUCAUCUCAAUGCGCUUCAGCUUCGGCAGUGUUUUUGAGCGACACUGUGGCCACGCCCCCGCACCGCCAUCCUACGUCCCGUUAGCUCCUCUCUCAUACAACGACCACAUGACACUCAGUGAGAGGCUGGUCAACAUGGUGAUAUAUGUGGGGUCGUCAGCAGUAAGCGAACUGACCUGGAAGCUGACGCUCGAUCAAUACUACAGGGAGAUCAAAGGAACUCCCAGCAGUGUGUGUGAGACUAUGGGGAAGGCCGACGUGUGGCUCAUCAGGACGUUCUGGGACAUUGAGACGCCACGGCCGACCCCACCAAACUUCAAAUACGUGGGCGGUCUACACUGCAAACCGGCCAAUCAGCUGCCAGAGGACCUGGAGGCAUUUGUGCAGAGUUCAGGUGAUGCCGGCAUAAUUGUGGCUUCCUUCGGCUCCAUGGUAACCAACCUGACGAUGCAGCACGCUAACAUCAUCGCCACCGCCUUCGGUCAGAUCCCACAGAAGGUGAUUUGGCGUUACCGUGGCGAGGCUCCAACUGCAUUGGCUCCAAACACGAAGAUUUCUGAUUGGAUCCCUCAGAACGACCUGCUGGGUCACCCAAAGACAAAGGCAUUCGUGACACACGGCGGCACUAACAGUCUAUAUGAAGCUGUGUUUCACGGCGUGCCUCUGGUGGGCGUGCCGCUGUUUGGCGAUCAGCCUGAUAAUCUCGCCCGUAUGAGCCGCCUCGGCACCGCCAUCGUCCUGGACUUCAACCAUCUGACAGCUGAGGAGCUGGCAGAGGCGCUGCACGUCGUCACAAACCAGCCAAGCUACAGGACCAACAUGCAGCGUCUGUCAGCGGUGCACCGCGACCAGCCAGUAACGCCACUGAGUACCGCCGUCUUCUGGGUGGAGUUUGUGAUGCGACACGGUGGAGCUAGGCAUCUGCGGUUGGCAUCAUACGACCUGAACUGGUUCCAGUACCACAGCUUGGACACCGGUGCUGCCCUGCUGAUCGCUUUGAUGACCGUCGCGGCUUUGUGGUGGGUGGGGAUACGCUGCAUCCUGCGGCAGUGCAGACGGCGAGCAGGAAGAGAGAAGAAGGACUGAAGAGAGAUUUCCUGUUUGCACCGUCCUGUUGGUAUUUACAAAGGAGAGUCUAGUAACAAGACUAUGUACGAAAGAUGGGAAACAUUAUCAGCUGACCCUGUUCAAGGCACAAAACAUAGGGAGGAGAAUAUUUAAAUUAACCCAUGACCUGAUUUACAGACCAGCAUUUACUACUGAUUGAAACAAUAUUUAACACAUAAAAACAAACAUGUUUUUUUUUGUGCCUGAUACUGAAAUUAACUGACUAUGCCAGUGUUUAGAAAACUCCUUAAAAAUCACCCAGAAAACUGACCUCACCUGAGUCCUAUUUGGGGAUUGCAUUUAAUCUGUGUUUAACAGGUUAAACACAGAUUAACUGGUUUCAUCUUCAUUAGGACUUAAUAUCUAAACAUUUCAGAAUCCCUUUCCAUCACUAAUGGUGUUCCACAGGGAUCCAUCCCUGGACAUGCCUAACACGUUCUGAUUAAACUGAGAACAUGCUGUUCAUGAGGUCACCUGAGGAUUUCAAGCUUGCAGUUUAUAUUUAUAUCUGAACUCUUUGACGUCAUAAAAUUGAAUUUUUAAAAUCUCUAUGAAGAUUUAAUGACUCGUUGGAUACUAGAUAAAAUUUUAUCACAAUGCUGAGCACAUAUCAAUAUGAGUUUUAUACAGAAACGUUGAAGCUUCAGUGUUUUUGGGUUUUUUUUAUUACAACUGAUUCUUUCCCUGCUCACCUUUGUAUGUAAAAAUCGGGAUGGUCUGCCCUCACAAGCUGAAGAGAGCAGCAUUGUGCAGUCUUUAUGAGUUUACUACACUAACCAAUCACAUCCACUUACAGUCAAACACAGUGCUCACAUAAAGCUCUCCUUUUCCACUGGAACAUUUUCAAAGAUUAUAUUUAUGUAUCAGAGGUCACACCUGCACCAGCAUUUCUUAAUCGCUGUAUCUGUGUAUUCUGGCUAUACAAGUUGAUUGUGCAGAAGUCUCCUUGGACAGAAAGGUCCUGAUCACAGUGAGAAACCUGUAAAACUAAAGGAUGUGGAAAUAAACUGCUGUACUGGAGUUUU
Messenger RNA from Maylandia zebra (zebra mbuna), 2757 nucleotides. Its product is annotated as UDP-glucuronosyltransferase 2C1. NCBI's taxonomy places the organism in Eukaryota, Metazoa, Chordata, Actinopteri, Cichliformes, Cichlidae. The record is from RefSeq and is a predicted model, not a curated record. Gene Ontology annotation, molecular function: glucuronosyltransferase activity.